AUGCCUUUCAAACCGUUCAAGCCUCCUCUUAUACAAAAGUAUGCAUCGAAUGACGCCUCACAAAACGCUACUGAUAACUCCAGCGUUCCACCGCCGUCCAAACGACCGCGUCUCAGCGUCGACGAAGAUGAGAUUGCGAGCACCAAGGCGAAACCGGUGGUCGUCGAUUUGACUUCACCAGAUGCUGGUAUAGUAAGGAAGGUCUCUGUAGGAAGACCUCCGUUGGUCAACGUCAAGAAUACGCCGGGCGAGAUAGAGACGUCUACGGUGGAUAAUGGCAGUAUUAGCAACGAUGUUGAGGCUUACUACAAUGUUCUCUGGCGCAAGUUCACAGCAAAAAAGCACAAGACCUGGGAUGGCGACGGAAUUCUGGUAAUCCGGGGAGGGUAUGGGUAUCUUCGAGAUGUGUCCGGUCGCGAAAUGGGCAGAAUUGUGAUCAACAAACUUCUUGAAUGUGGCACAAGCUUGACAAUAGGAGGAAAGGAUGUUGAAAUCGAGUCUGCCAUCUCGAAGAAAGACUAUUUGUCGGGGAAGGAGUUUUUGAAUAGCGCGAGGAAGCCUUCCUCUUCACCUCCAUCUCGGGUCAAAUCAACGUCCUUCGCUUCUAGAAAAACUGCACAUUCGAAUGCGUCUACGAGCAAUGAAGGACCAUUACACGCUUUGCUGAAAACGAAUACUGUGAACCCCCAGGUCGGACCGCCAAAGUUGUCAGUAAAACACCUCAACGCCGCGGCCCUAAGAGGCAAUGCUGUCAGUACGGCUUUCAAGAAUCCAUUGAAAGAAACUUCAAGCUCAACACCUCAACCAAGUAUUAAAGCCAUUCCUCGUCAUGAUCCCAACGCCCCCGGAGCUUUAGUUAUGAAGCGUCCGAAGACUGCACCAAAAGGUCAGACUAUCGUUGACGUUGUCGUCGAUCCCUUCUUAAGCAAGCAUCUCCGUGAGCAUCAGCGAGAGGGUGUCAAAUUCUUAUAUGAAUGCGUCAUGGGGCUCAGGGAUUAUAAUGGCGAAGGUGCUAUAUUGGCUGACGAAAUGGGACUUGGCAAAACUCUUCAGACAAUAACAUUGUUAUGGACUCUACUAAAACAAAACCCCAUAUAUGAAGCAUCACCUGUGAUAAAGAAAGCAUUGAUUGUUUGUCCGGUCACGCUGAUCAAUAACUGGAGGAAAGAGUUUCGCAAAUGGCUUGGCAAUGAGCGGAUUGGUGUUUUCGUCUUUGAUGAUAAACGCAAGAAACUGACUGAUUUCACAAUGGGAAAGGCUUAUAACAUCAUGAUCGUCGGUUAUGAGAAGCUUCGUACCGUACAAGACGGACUCCUCAAGGGACAUGGGGUCGAUAUCGUGAUAGCAGAUGAAGGACAUCGAUUGAAAACCGUGCAGAACAAAAGCGGUCAGGCGAUUCAAGCCUUGAACACAGCAAAACGAAUCAUUCUUUCAGGCACGCCAAUACAAAACGACCUGAGCGAGUUUUUUGCAGCAGUAGAUCUUGUGAACCCUGGAAUACUCGGUACCUAUAGAAACUUCAUGAAGGAAUUUGAAGGGCCUAUUGUUCGCAGCCAGCAACCUGAGGCAACGAUGAGAGAUAUCGAAAAGGGCGAGGCAAGAGGCGAGGAGCUCCGAGAACUCACAUCAAUGUUCAUCCUGCGAAGGACGGCGGAUGUCCUAUCCAAGUACCUUCCUCCCAAAACGGAAUACGUGAUACUUUGCAACCCUACCUCAGUUCAAGCAAGUAUCUACCGUCACGUUCUUGGGUCUCCGAUUUUCCAGAGUGCAUUAGGAAACACGGAAGGAGCGUUCAGCCUCCUUACUGUUCUGAAAAAACUCUGCAAUAGCCCGUCCUUGCUUACUGCAAAGGCUGGCGAUGAGCCGCCAAAUGCCACUAUGGAAGCACUACUAUCUACUUUGACACCAAGCCUACGUCGCCAGUUCUCACCUUCGUCGAGUGGAAAGAUCAGGGUAUUGGAUCAGUUGCUUCACAACCUACAAACAACCACAUCGGAGAAAAUUGUACUUGUCUCUAACUACACCUCGACACUCAACUUGCUUGGCAUAUUACUCACUUCUCUUUCUCUGCCGUUUCUGCGACUGGAUGGCUCCACACCCUCGGCCAAACGUCAAUCACUAGUGGAUGACUUCAACACAGCUCCCGCAAGUAAAUGUUUCGCAUUCCUUCUCUCCGCCAAAGCCGGAGGCACAGGACUAAAUCUUACCGGUGCCAGUCGCCUCGUUCUCUUUGACGUAGAUUGGAAUCCGGCCACCGAUCUCCAGGCCAUGGCCCGAAUCCACCGAGACGGACAAAAACGGCACUGUUACAUCUAUCGAAUCAUGCUCAAAGGGGCUCUAGAAGAGAAAAUAUGGCAACGUCAAGUCACCAAAAUCGGCUUAGCGGAUAGUGUCAUGGAAUCGAAGUCCAGCAACAUGGCCCAGUUCUCGCGGGAAGAACUCAAGGAUCUGUUCCGUCUAUAUGAAGGCAAGAGCUGCCAAACCCAUGAACUGCUGAAUUGCAAAUGCGGUGGGAAGGGCAUCCCUCCACCGCCAGCUGUUCCUGCUCCGAUCCACAUAUCGCUAUUAGAUGAAGACGAGGAAGAUGAUAAGAGCGAACUGCUCGAAUCUCCCGAAACAACACCAGAAAGCUCGCGAAGUAUAUCCCCCUUCUGGAAAGAUGAGGAAUUAUCAGACAGCGAAGACAUCGACCUCCCCGACCUGCACACACUCAUGAAAGCGUCAAAGGUAAACAUCGAGGAACAAGAAGAUCAAAUCCGACGUGGAAAACAUGCUCUCCAGCGAAAAUCCAAACAGGAGAAAUUGAAUACCAAGGCAAUUGCAAAACCAACAUCGCCAGCGUCAAGAAUACUCUCUAGCCGCAAGAGAAAACAUAGAAAAGAUGAGGAUGAUGUGGACGAAGAUGAAGCGGGAUCAAGCGAACAAAGCAAAAUCCAGCGCUUCCUCGCUGAGUACGCGCACAUUGAUCCUGCUGCUUUCCAGUCUAGUGGUGAUAAUGAUAAGGAGGAAGUCGGUGAUUUAAAAAACCACAUUCACGACCCGAUUUUACAAGCUCUACUAGACGAUGAAGAUCAUGGGAUAGGAUUCUUGUUUCAGAAGACGGCUUUUCCAGCUUCGUCUAGUCCUGCACCGCCCGGCGGUGGUGUGAAGGAGACUUCGUCUUGA
Molecule: messenger RNA, 3165 nt
Organism: Talaromyces marneffei
Lineage: Eukaryota; Fungi; Ascomycota; Eurotiomycetes; Eurotiales; Trichocomaceae
Exons: 2
Coding region: 1-3165 (1054 amino acids)
Biological process (GO): double-strand break repair via homologous recombination; reciprocal meiotic recombination
Cellular component (GO): nucleus
Molecular function (GO): ATP-dependent chromatin remodeler activity; ATP binding; DNA translocase activity
Source: RefSeq, a predicted model, not a curated record